Molecule: messenger RNA, 3145 nt
Organism: Scophthalmus maximus (turbot)
Lineage: Eukaryota; Metazoa; Chordata; Actinopteri; Pleuronectiformes; Scophthalmidae
Gene: tp53
Product: tumor protein p53
Exons: 11
Coding region: 477-1622 (381 amino acids)
Biological process (GO): apoptotic process; protein tetramerization; regulation of transcription by RNA polymerase II
Cellular component (GO): nucleus
Molecular function (GO): DNA-binding transcription factor activity, RNA polymerase II-specific; protein binding; RNA polymerase II cis-regulatory region sequence-specific DNA binding
Source: RefSeq, a predicted model, not a curated record
CACAAUCGAUAAGUGUGUGAACGUUUGCACUUUUUCUUUUUUUGGCUCCGUAUGAAGUCAUAAUAUUUUUUCGUCAUGGCGGCGGAAAGUGGCGAAUCGGCGGCCUGGUAAAGCCGGGUUCAUUCAGUCUUUUUUGCGGGCCUUCCUUGCUCGACAGAAAAUGGCUAGCUAGCGUUAGCAUGCUAACAAUGUUUCCGUGUCGACUGUUUUGUUUGAGAGCCGAGUAACUCCACUGAGCUUAACCGAGUUUCCUCCCCGACUUAAUUUUCCCCGAGCUAAACUGAAAUCUGUGCUUUAAAAAAAAGAAGAAAAACUGGUCACGCAGGUUUGGGUUAGUGAGCCCAGAGAGCAGGAGGCCUACUUUAUUUAUUUGUUUUUCCUUGGUGAACUCGUACUUCCUGUGUGGCAGCAUCGUGGCACUCCUGCGUCGCUCCUCUUCCCUUAUUUCAUCUCUGCUGGGGGAAGGCGAGAGGAAGAUGAUGGAAGGGGAAAGCCUCGACAAUCUGCACCUGAGCCAGACCCUGCCCCUGAGCCAGGACUCCUUUAUGGAGCUGUGGGACAACGUGCUCAGUUAUGACAUCACCACGCUUCCGGCGACGGAUAUUAUCCACAAUGGGUCCUGCAGGACAGACGGCGUUGACAUGAUGCUCAUUAAUGAGCAGGCGCUCACCAAGGACUUUGACGAGAAGCUCUUCGAACUUCCCGCAGAGACGGUGACAAAAGAUGGCAUCACAACCCCGCCGGCGUCCACAGUACCCGUUACCACGGACUAUCCUGGGGAAUACGGAUUCAAUUUGCGAUUCCAAAAGUCAGGGACGGCCAAAUCCGUCACCUCGACAUUUUCGGAGCUUCUCAACAAGCUGUAUUGCCAGCUGGCAAAAACCAGCCCCGUGGAAGUGUACGUGAGCAAAGAGCCUCCUCAGGGCGCCGUCCUCCGAGCCACCGCGGUUUACAAGAAAACGGAGCAUGUGGCCGACGUGGUCCGCAGAUGUCCCCAUCACCAGAAUGUGGACGCUGUGGAGCAUCGCAGCCAUCUGAUCAGAGUGGAGGGAAACCAGCGGGCUCAGUAUUUUGAAGACCAGCACACAAAGAGGCAGAGUGUGACCGUCCCCUACGAGACCCCCCAGUUGGGCUCCGAGAUGACGACCAUCCUGCUGAGCUUCAUGUGUAACAGCUCGUGCAUGGGCGGCAUGAACCGCAGGCCAAUCCUCACCAUCCUGACCCUCGAGAGUCCAGAGGGACUGGUGUUGGGCAGGAGGUGCUUCGAGGUGCGUGUCUGUGCAUGUCCCGGGAGGGACCGAAAAACCGAGGAGGAAAACAGCACCAAGACGCAAAACGGCACCAAACAAACCAAAAAACGAAAGAGCAACCCGCCUCCCUGCACGACUUCUGUGAAGAAAUCCAAGUCUGCCUCCAGCGCUGAGGAAGAAGACAAGGAGGUGUACGUUCUUAACAUUCGUGGUCGUGAGCGCUAUGAAAUGUUUAAGAAAAUCAACGACGGUCUGGAGCUGCUCGACAAAGAAAACAAAACCAAGUCAAAGGUCUCCGUGAAGCAGGAGGCGCCUCUGCCCUCCAGCGGGAAGCGACUCAUGCCAAGAGGCGAGCGGAGCGAUAGCGACUGAGCGGCUCGUCGCCUCGACCACGACAGCAAACAUCUAUUAAUCCUUCCAUGCCAUCAGGUGUUUAUGUUUUUUUCAGGUUGCUUUUUUACAUUUUUUUUACUCGCCAUUGGAACCCCAAAUCGCCUCCUGCCGUCAAGAAAACUUGAUCACUUAAGCUGAUAACUGUACUGCCUUGACAUUUACUGUACCCCACGUACUGUGCAGUGUCUCUUUGGGAUGUAUGCAACUCAGUAAAGGUUGAAUGCAAUAUGUAGAGGAGAGAAGUCGAUGCUGUAAGCAGGCCCCGACUCCUCCUCCUCUGCACUGGGUUGGAUUGACUGGAUUUAAUCAGUGUUAAUCUUGGCUGGGAUUAUAAUUUGAGUCGGCAUUAAUAAUGCAUUCCGUUCAGUUUGAUGGAAAACCAAAGAGAUCUCUUGUCUUGGUUUAAAAAAGAAUAAAAAGAUGAUCUUAAUUUGAUGAAAGAGAAAAAUCGAGCGGUUGAGGCACAUGUUCGAUUACAAAGGAUCAUGAGCAGAAAAAACGAGUCACUGCCAUUUAUCUUGAAGAAGUCCAAAGUCACUCUUGUGAAAACAUGUUAGCUUCCAUUAAUGUACCACAGUCCAUACAAAUACACACAGUUUCCCGUACCUGUGUGAAGAAAUGGGGCCAGUGUUUUGCUGUCAAACGGAUUAAAUGUACUGUGCAAAAAAACUUGAGCUAAAAAACAACAAAGGAACCAAUGUAAUUCAUAAUUAAUGAAUUUGCAGAUGUGACUGAGUGGCAUUUUAUGUUAUUUUUUUCUUAAAAUUUUGUUACUCUUGAAUAUGUAUGUCCUCCUCAGUGACACUUCUUUAUUCGUGGUGAUGUUUCUCAUAGGCAAGAUGAUGAUGUGUUGUUUUUUUUUCGUCAUGUGACUAGAUUUGGUAGAUGAGGGGCUGGCUGGAUCAUCCUGAAAACUCAAUCGCCUUAUUUAGUAACCGUGAGUUUUUAUACGCAGCAACACAAUUACACUUCUGUGGAAAAGAAAGAUGUGAGAGGAGCGGGGUUUUGUUUGUUUGUUUGUUUGUCUUUUUGUUGUUGUUGUUUUUUUUUUUGAAAUGCGGGAAUAUUUUCAUUUGGAUAUUUGGCAACGGAACUCCGACACAAUAUGACAGUUUAUUUUUCCUUUACAUGGAAUGAAAGAAUUAUCAGGACGUUUGUUAAGAUAUGGAAACAUUAUUGAGUUUUGUUUUUUCAACCUCCAUCUACAGUUCAUGCAGCUUGUCAUGUAAUCAGCACUUCACAUUAUUUUUUGUGUGACCAAUCACUGGCAAUUAAUAAAAACCUCUCUUUGCUUUUUUACACUGCCAUAAAAGUAUACUUAAGGCAUUUUCAUUUUUUUAUUUUAAAUUUCUGUAUCUUUUAUAGAUUAUUUGGGAACUUAGUUUUAUAUAAGAGGUUUAUCUUUCUACUGAUUGUUUUUCAACAUGUUUCUCUUUUUGUACUAAUUUGCAUUUUUGUUAGUCAAAGCUUUAAGCCAAAAUAAAUGCUUAAUGUCAUAAGAA